CUCGCGCUAAAAUCACUGAUAUCAGGGACAUGGCACUGAAGUCUUUCAUCGAAGUUCAACCGGAUUCUCACUUCUCCAUUCAGAAUCUCCCCUACGGAGUAUUCAAGACUGCACCUGAUUCGGUUCAGCGACCUUGUGUGGCUAUUGGUGAGUACCUGUUGAACCUCGCUGAGAUCGCCGCCGCAGGCCUUUUCGACGGUUCUCUCCUCAAGGACUCUGACUGUUUUGAUCAGCCUAAUCUAAACAAGUUUCUGUCUCUGGGACGGCCUGCUUGGAAGGAAGCUCGUGCGACGCUUCAAAAACUGUUAUCAUCUACUGAACCAGCCUUGCGUGACAAUGAAGCUUUAAGGUCGAGGUCACUUAUUCAACUGAGAAAAGUUGCAAUGGUUGUUCCCGUGGCCAUUCAGGACUACACGGACUUCUUUUCGUCUAUGCAUCUUCCAGACAAUUCCAGAGCUGCAUCUUGUGAAUCUCCAAACAAAAUUCUUCCCAAUCGGUUCCACCUUCCAAUUGCAUAUCAUGGACGUGCAUCAUCUAUUGUCAUCUCAGGGACAGACAUUGUUCGACCUCGAGGCCAGAGCGCUCCAAUCGUAAACUCUCCACCACACUUUGGUCCUUCCGCCAAGAUGGACUUUGAGCUGGAAAUGGCUGCUGUUGUUGGUACUGGAAAUGAGUUGGGAAAGCCUGUAGAUAUACAUAAAGCAGAAGAUCAUAUUUUUGGCCUGGUGCUGAUGAAUGAUUGGAGUGCCAGAGACAUUCAGGGAUGGGAAUCUGUUCCUCUAGGGCCCUUUCUUGGGAAGAGUUUCGGUACUACAAUAUCCCCAUGGAUUGUUACACUAGAAGCCUUAGAGCCUUUCAAAUGUGAUUCUCCAAUACAGGACCCACCUCCAUUGCCAUAUCUAGCCGAAAAGACAUCCCAGAACUAUGACAUCUCAAUGGAGGUUCUACUUCGGCCAGUUGGCCAACAAGAUACACAAGUGCUAACAAGAACUAAUUCUAAGCAUUUGUAUUGGACGCUGCCUCAACUGUUUGCACACCAUACUAUCAAUGGCUGCAACUUGCAGCCAGGUGAUCUCCUGGGGACUGGCAUCCUAAGUGGACCUGAACAAGAAUCUUUUUCCUGCUUGCUGGAGUUAACAUGGAGUGGACAAAAGCCAAUGGUGUUAUCACAUGGGAUAUCUCGUAUGUUUCUAGAAGAUGGAGAUGAAAUCAUUAUUACCGGUCAAUCCAAGGGAAAUGGAUACACUGUUGGGUUCGGGACAUGCGCCGGAAUGAUUGUUCCUUCGCCUCCUUAAGAAGCUGGAUAUGCUUUGCUCUUGUAAUAAAAUCCGUA
Messenger RNA from Cucurbita moschata (crookneck pumpkin), 1333 nucleotides. Its product is annotated as fumarylacetoacetase-like. The coding region runs from base 30 to 1295 and encodes 421 amino acids. The record is from RefSeq and is a predicted model, not a curated record. NCBI's taxonomy places the organism in Eukaryota, Viridiplantae, Streptophyta, Magnoliopsida, Cucurbitales, Cucurbitaceae. The transcript is spliced from 14 exons. Gene Ontology annotation, biological process: homogentisate catabolic process; L-phenylalanine catabolic process; L-tyrosine catabolic process. Gene Ontology annotation, molecular function: fumarylacetoacetase activity.